AGCAAUAAUUUCUCCUUCUCUCUGGCUGCAUUCUUGCAGCCAUUGAGAAAUACUGUGCGAGCUGUGAUUUGUCACAGUCUUGUCACAUGGUACAAGGCUGUUGUGAAUAGCCUUGUACCAUGUGACCUCUGUGAUCAUUCACAAAUUUCACAAGUAGUAAGCAAUGUUGUCAGGAAGUGACAUCUUGCCAAUUCACCUGAUCACUGAUUGGCCAAUCACUGAUCACAUGAAUUGGGACCUCCCACAGAUGUCCAUCCAGACACAGCGGGCACCGGAUUGCGCACAGGCAGUAAACGGCCACCCGCU
Messenger RNA from Staurois parvus, 306 nucleotides. Lineage: Eukaryota; Metazoa; Chordata; Amphibia; Anura; Ranidae. The record is from the annotation of a GenBank genome assembly.